This is a messenger RNA of Leptonychotes weddellii (Weddell seal), 3326 nucleotides long. NCBI's taxonomy places the organism in Eukaryota, Metazoa, Chordata, Mammalia, Carnivora, Phocidae. The record is from RefSeq and is a predicted model, not a curated record.
AAUGUGCUGGGAGAAUUCGGCUGGGAGCUGGAGGUCAGACAUACCAGCAGGGUCGGAAGGAGGCAGGUACGGAAGCUGAUCUGCAAAGGGAGGCAGUCGAAGCUGGCAUUUGACAGAAAAACGUUUGUCUGUGGAUUUUGAGCAUCUGAAGUUGACCUCUGCGUUAAGCAUUCGCUGCUGCUUCCCUCACUGCCCGAAGAGAUGUCUGUCGCUUACGAUGAUGCCGUUGGAGUAGAAGUGUCCAGCGAUAGCUUCUGGGAGGUUGGGAACUACAAGCGGACCGUGAAGCGGAUAGACGAUGGCCACCGUCUGUGCAGCGACCUCAUGAACUGCCUGCACGAACGGGCGCGCAUCGAGAAGGCGUACGCACAGCAGCUCACCGAGUGGGCACGGCGCUGGAGGCAGCUCGUGGAGAAGGGGCCCCAGUAUGGAACGUUGGAGAAGGCCUGGACGGCAGUCAUGUCCGAGGCAGAGAAGGUGAGCGAGCUGCACCUGGAGGUGAAGGCCUCGCUGAUGAAUGAGGACUUCGAGAAGAUCAAAAACUGGCAGAAGGAAGUCUUUCACAAGCAGAUGAUGGGAGGCUUCAAGGAGACCAAAGAAGCCGAGGAUGGCUUUCGGAAAGCACAGAAGCCCUGGGCCAAGAAGCUGAAAGAGGUGGAAGCAGCAAAGAAGGCCUACCACGCGGCAUGUAAAGAGGAGAAGUUGGCCACAUCCCGAGAAACCAAUAGCAAAGCGGACCCAUCCCUCAACCCCGAGCAGCUUAAGAAGUUGCAAGACAAAGUAGAAAAAUGCAAGCAAGACGUUCUGAAGACCAGAGAGAAGUACGAGAAGUCCCUGAAGGAGCUUGACCAGGGCACGCCGCAGUACAUGGAGAACAUGGAGCAGGUGUUUGAGCAGUGCCAGCACUUUGAGGAAAAGCGUCUGCGCUUCUUCCGGGAAGUUCUGCUGGAGGUUCAGAAGCACCUAGACCUGUCAAACGUGGCCAGCUACAAGAACAUUUACCGUGACCUGGAGCAGAGCAUCAAAGCUGCUGACGCGGUGGAGGACCUGAGGUGGUUCAGAGCCAACCACGGGCCAGGCAUGUCCAUGAACUGGCCACAGUUUGAGGAUGAAGAAUGGUCUGCAGACCUGAAUCGAACCCUCAGCCGGAGAGAGAAGAAGAAGGCUGCUGAUGGCGUCACCCUGACAGGCAUCAACCAGACAGGUGACCAGGCUCUGCAGAACAAGCCCAGCAGUGACCUUAGUGUCCCGAGCAACCCCGCACGGUCAGCGCAGUCACUGUCCAGCUACAACCCCUUCGAGGAUGAGGACGACACGGGGAGCACCGUCAGUGAGAAGGAGGACAUUAAGGCCAAAAACGUGAGCAGCUACGAGAAGACCCAGAGCUACCCCACUGACUGGUCAGAUGAUGAAUCUAACAACCCGUUCUCCUCCACGGAUGCCAAUGGGGACUCAAACCCAUUUGACGAGGAUGCCACCUCGGGGACAGAAGUGCGGGUCCGGGCCCUUUACGACUAUGAAGGGCAGGAGCAUGAUGAGCUGAGCUUCAAGGCGGGGGACGAGCUGACCAAGAUAGAGGACGAGGAUGAACAGGGCUGGUGCAAGGGACGCUUGGACAACGGGCAGGUCGGCCUGUACCCAGCCAAUUACGUCGAGGCGAUCCAGUGACGGGCCAGCCAGCUGGCUGGCGGAGAGUGGAGGCGGGGGUCCCAGGAGCUCCGUUGGCCAUCGGCCCUGGACAGCGGCAGCCCGGCGGCAGUCGGCUGUGUGAGUGUCCGCUCCUUUUCCUGCAAGACGUGCUGGCUCCGUUGCUCUUGGCUUCCUGGUGUCUCUCAGAGGCAGACGAGCUGGUCGUUUCAUCUGGGACUCAGCACCUUUCCGCACGCCGUGCAGACGGAGAGGUCUGAGCGCCGGAAGACAGUACAACAGGACUCACCCCGUACCCCCAUCCUGCUCACUCUGCUUGUCGGCUUAUCAUGGAUCUGUCUGUUCUUGACCUUGUCUUUCCUCCUCUCCUCUGAAGCAAUGGUGGGUUCCAUUGAUUCUUGUUCCGCUGAUUACUUCCUCUGACGCGUCCCAUCACCCGCAACUUAAAUGAACAAACUUACAUGCUAUUUUCUGAGUGAAGACGUCGAGGUUUUUAAUUUAAAGGCUGUGUACAGUUAUACUUUUUUAUAUACCUGUUCUUCCAUUCAUUUAUACUUAAAUUAUGGCACAGAUUGAUAUACACCGGUCUUGAGGAAAUCUCUCUUUCCGCGCUGGGCCUGGGGCAAGCCUUGAGAGCCGCAGUUCCCUGAGAUAGGCGGUGCUUGAGGCCCGAGAGGGUGGUGGAAAGGUGGGGAACGCGUCCGGCUGGAUUUCUGGUGUGAAGGCCCUGUGCAUUUGGGGCAUCUGCCAUGAGUUCCGGAAAUAACCUUAGGUAGUACUCCAGAUGUCCCCGUAUUUAAAAACUAUUUUCAUUCUAUUUGUGUUUAAAACUUUAUUCUUGCAAAUUAACAAUUUUAUCAGUGAUUUGAAAGGUUACAAAGUAAGAAGACUAACUUCUCAAGCACACGCAUCUGUAGAUUAAGAUGCUUUCUAUUAGACUGUCAUGUCUUGGUGUAUAUCUGUAUAUAUUAUUUGAUAUUCAGAGAGUCUAAAGAGUUCGUCUACUGUUUUAGUGAGAUUUAAUGGCUUUUGACAGUGGGUUUAAUUUGUAAACUGCUUGAAGACUGUGACAUUCGGGCACAGGCCUGGCUGGUCGGCUGGGCCUCCUCUGGGCUCCGGGCACGAACCUGGGCCUCUCUGGAGUGGGGACAGCUGUUGGGACGCCUGUCCUCGCUGGACAGCUGUGGGUCCACCUCCCCACCAGCCUUAGUCCUUUCCGUAGCAGAACACUGUAAAACCUCCCGUGUCUUUCCAACAGCUGCAGAUGCCAGCCCUCCCAGUCCCUCGCGAGCACACGAAAGCUGGGUCUCACCCCAGAGCACCGGGGUCUCUGAGCGGCCUUAGUCAUCGGGAGCAGAUGUGCUGGGGCAGGAACUACACUGUAAUCACAGGGUGGGGGAGGGAGGGAAGGCGGGAAAACCUUUAUUUUGUGUAACUCAGACACCAGUGAAAUGGCCACCGCCAUCACAAGCUAUGCAUUUUCUCAGUGUUUCCAGUGAGCUUGAUGUCUUGCUUGGAAAGUGGAUGUGCGUCUGUGUUCGUCAUGAAAACUUACCAGCAGAAAUCCUCAUUCCUUUGCUACAGAUUUACCAAAAAUUGUCAAGUCUUUUCAGUUAGGAGUUUCUUUAAAUGUAUAGUAUUUUAGAAAAAAAAAAAUCAAUAAACAGUUGAUCUCAUGA